CUAUGGCGGUCCGGAUUUCUCGCGACGUCGGUGGAAGUUAAAGCCCAUUGAGGACACCACUCUGGAUGUACCACGGCCUAGACAGUAACAAGUCCCCUGCCUCAAGAUGGUGUUGCUCGCAGGCAUCAACAUGGACGGCGCGCAGCUCGCCAAGCUAGCUCUCCAAUCAUUCUAUGGCAUCGGGCCCUCGGUAUCGCAGAAACUGCUCGCGCGAAACUACAUCCAUCCAUUGGCAAAGCUAUCCUCUCUGCAGGACAAGCAGCUCGAGAGCCUGAACAACGCACUCGCCAGCAUGAAGAUCGAGAACGACUUGAGGCGUGAGAUACGAGGCAAUAUAGCGCGGCUAAGAGAUCUGGGCACGUAUAGAGGCAGGAGACAUGCUAUGGGUCUACCGGUGAGAGGACAAAGGACGCGGUGCCAGAAUUCAAGUGCUACGAAGCUCAACAAGGUUGAUCGUAGAGGCUAAAUACAGAAAUGCGUCUGUAAUGGUUGAAUGUAGACAAGGAACAGGGAACCUAUACGUAUUCCAUGCUGUGGAAUAUCGCAUACAUAUAUCGGGCGUUCUGUAAAAUGUGAUGUACAAUACUGUAUGCUUAUACGAAGGGCUGAUAUUACCCACGAGGCAAUAAAAGCUUAUGGAGGACGGGACGCUGAAGUCCGGGCUGUUGAAUAAGUUGGAAGGUCAGUUUGACUGUUAGAGAGCCAGCUUCUCGGAUGGACCAUGGGCACAGAAUUGGUACUGGCCAAAGUUCGAUAUUUAAAUAGUAUGUAUUUUCCAGCGAAUACGUGCAUGUUGGCUG
Messenger RNA from Pseudovirgaria hyperparasitica, 800 nucleotides. RefSeq names its product ribosomal protein S13. The coding region runs from base 107 to 466 and encodes 119 amino acids. The transcript has 4 exons. NCBI's taxonomy places the organism in Eukaryota, Fungi, Ascomycota, Dothideomycetes, Acrospermales, Acrospermaceae. Gene Ontology annotation, cellular component: mitochondrion; ribosome; small ribosomal subunit. The record is from RefSeq and is a predicted model, not a curated record. Gene Ontology annotation, biological process: translation. Gene Ontology annotation, molecular function: RNA binding; structural constituent of ribosome.